ACUUCCGGAUUUAAUUGUACACUGCUCGAGAAAAAAAAAAUCUCUUAAACCCAAAUUUUUAAUCCUGGUAGGCACCAAAAAAGCCGUCAGUAUUUUUGAGUAAAACCAUCCAUGUCAAGACAAAAAGAGGACUGCCGAAGUGUUGUGCUGCUUGUGCGUACAAAUCGGACCACAGCAGCCUUUCUGCCAACGUACCGUGCAUCUGUGCAUCUGGCUCAGUGACUACAACUUAAGACCUUGGCACCAUCGUGUGCCAGUCAUUCCAAGACCCAGGACUUAAGAAUCCAGCAGAAGAUGAAUGGUCUGUCCAUACGAGAGCUAUGCUGCCUCUUCUGCUGCCCUCCUUGCCCCAGUCGCAUUGCAGCCAAAUUAGCUUUCCUCCCGCCAGAGCCCACCUACGCCCUCCUCCCUGACCCAGAUCCUGCGUCUGGAGCAGGAACUGCAUCCGGUUCCACUACUGGGAGCACCCUCCCUUCUCUGGGAGCUCCCGGUCUACGGUCGCGUUUGGGCGCUGGUAGCGGCGGUGACAGAGGAGGCGGUGGCGUCAGCGGCGGUGGAGGAGGUGGUAGUUCUGGAGUUGGGAGUGGAUGUGAGAGCAGGUGGAAGCUGCAUCUCACCGAGAGAGCGGAGUUUCAGUAUUCUCAGAGAGAGCUGGACGUGACCGAUGUGUUCCUGACCAGGUCCAGCCGAGGGAACAAGGUUGGAUGCAUGUACAUACGCUGCGCCCCAAAUGCCAGGUUCACCGUGUUGUUUUCGCACGGCAACGCGGUCGAUCUUGGUCAGAUGAGCAGCUUCUACAUUGGCUUGGGCACGCGCAUCAACUGCAAUAUAUUCUCUUACGAUUACUCAGGCUACGGCGUUAGCACUGGCAAGCCGUCAGAGAAGAACCUUUAUGCUGACAUUGAUGCCGCCUGGCAUGCCUUGCGCUCUCGGUACGGCAUCAGUCCCGAGAACAUCAUCUUGUACGGACAAAGCAUCGGCACGGUGCCAACGGUGGACCUGGCGUCACGCUUCGAGUGCGCCGCUGUCGUGCUUCACUCUCCUCUCACAUCCGGCAUGAGAGUGGCCUUCCCCGACACCAAGAAAACGUACUGCUUCGACGCCUUCCCCAACAUCGAAAAGGUGUCAAAGAUCCCGUCUCCGGUGCUCAUCAUCCACGGUACCGAGGACGAGGUCAUCGACUUCUCCCACGGCCUGGCCCUGUUCGAGCGCUGCCCAAAGGCGGUGGAGCCCCUCUGGGUGGAGGGCGCCGGUCACAACGACAUUGAGCUUUACAGUCAGUACCUCGAGAGGCUACGGCGCUUCAUCAACCAGGACCUGGCCGCACAGCACGCCUGAGAACGGAACCAACGGCCUCUCGUGCAGCUGCGGCGGCGUUUGUGCGUGCUUGCGUGUGCGAGUGAGAGAGAGUGAAAGCGUGAGAAACGUAUGGCUCGGACAAGAAUCAUCUGUGUGUCUUUUAAACAACUUGUUACUUUUUAAAAGGAUUGCAGGCGAAGAUAUCAGCAUUUGAAAGGGGGGAAAAAAAAAGGUCAUUUUGUGUAUUUAUCUGUGGUGUAGUGUGUUUGUAAAGUGGGGGGAGUUCGACGGAGCUUCGCAUUUUAAAAUGAAUGCAAUUGGAAGCUUUCUUCUUCUUAAAAGAAAAAAAAAAAAGUAACAAUGAUGUGUUUUGUUCCAAAAGGCACACAGAUGUCAUUUAAAAGCGAAGGAAUGAUUGUGCACCAGGAUGUCGAAUCUUGGAUGAAUAUUCUGAUCGUGUACGUUUGUGGUUGUGCGUGUGAGAGAGUUGAAGCAGCUUUCAGGGGGGGGAAGUGAAGGACUUCCUUAUGACUUGGCUUGUGGUGAGUGAGGGAAAACUUUUUAGUGACUUAUCAUUAUUGCUGUUUUUUUUUGAUGUGUGUGUGUGUGUCUUAUUUGGGUGCGUGCGUGUGUAUGUAUGAAGAAUACCUCCACAGUUUGACCAGCUUUUUAGUGGACGACAACACUGGUCGGAAUUCCACUCUUGUUUAUCUGUCAGCGGACAUACAGAACUGACUGCCAGAUCGUAACUCGCUCGCGGCCUGGGGGGGGGGGGUGAGGAAGGUCUCCCUCCCAAACACCACUUCAACCACUGUAUUUUUAAAAAAGAAAAAACAACCCUGGCCGUUUCCUUCCUGUUUCCUGGCAGCGCCGUAGAUUUUGCCUUUUUUACUCUUAGCUGCUCCUCCGGACGGGGAUUGUGAUUUGUCCCCCCCCGUCUUGCUUUUCUUUCCACAAGCAAGAUGAGCCGGUCGGGAAUGUUUGUGAGGAGGAAAUCUCCAUGUUUGUGGAUGUUUUAGCAAUCCUCACGUUCAUUUGAAAAUUGGCUCGAAACAGAAGAGGUCACGUCUGUCAAAAGUGAGCGUGUAUAGCAGACGGGAGACACUAGAGGUGAAACUUUGGUCAUUUAGCGCAGAGCUGAAGAAACCAUCACACCCUCCGUGUGCACGUUCCAACUCAGGACGACAGUGGAACCUCCAAAGUUGAACGUAAACCGCUUCCGUGACUUUGAAUUUCCCAUAGCGAAUACCAUUUUUCCCCUGCGCGUUCAUAUUCAAGGGCCAAAGCACCGUCUAAUAGAAAAGUAUUGCUUCGGCGCCAUCUUGGUGUCAAAAUACUAUAUUGAAGUGGGUUGGGAAAGUUUCUGAAAACACUUUUCAGUCAAUUUCGGUGGGCUUAGCGAGUGUCGAUGGAAGAUGGCCGCCAGUGGCUUUACAUCUCCCGGAGCCGAGGAAGCGUCCUUGCUCGUCCGGUCACUUAUAUGUCUGUGGAGUUAGCACGCAGCUACCCACAUUCAAAUUUAAAUAUGUAAUUACCCCCAAAUCGGAUCUUGGAUGUAUUUAUUGGUGGUCUUUUAUGACUUUUUUUGUUCUUUUUUUUUUUUUUGCUUUCGAGCAGGAGCCUGAUUUAUUUAUUUUUGGCUCAUACCUCCUGGUAUUUGUAAAACAAAAAAAUACCCGUAAGCAGAAAAACCGCCCCAAAGCGCAUGCACAUAAAGAAGAUAAUGUCACCGUUGUUCCAUACUUUGUCCACUUGUUGACUGUCUUCAUUGUGUUCCAUGCAGCGACAGCGACAUUUGUUUUU
Messenger RNA from Hippocampus comes (tiger tail seahorse), 3102 nucleotides. Its product is annotated as protein ABHD17A-like. Gene Ontology annotation, cellular component: plasma membrane; endosome membrane. Gene Ontology annotation, molecular function: palmitoyl-(protein) hydrolase activity. Lineage: Eukaryota; Metazoa; Chordata; Actinopteri; Syngnathiformes; Syngnathidae. Gene Ontology annotation, biological process: regulation of postsynapse organization; protein depalmitoylation. The transcript has 6 exons. The record is from RefSeq and is a predicted model, not a curated record. The coding region runs from base 295 to 1338 and encodes 347 amino acids.